Molecule: messenger RNA, 1266 nt
Organism: Ostrinia furnacalis (Asian corn borer)
Lineage: Eukaryota; Metazoa; Arthropoda; Insecta; Lepidoptera; Crambidae
Exons: 2
Coding region: 331-684 (117 amino acids)
Source: RefSeq, a predicted model, not a curated record
UAAUCUAUCAAGAAAUCAAUGGCUAGAAUUUAAGAACUCAUAAAUUUCGGAUCUGUGGCUAUUUUAACUCCCUAAUAUUAAUUGGAAACACAAUGCAAAAUAAAUGUCGAACAUAAAUAAAUCUAAAAUCUGAAGUAAAAUAUUUUUUAUAUUUUUGAUUUUAUCUGUUUAAAAAUACAAGUCAAUAAGCUUCAUCAUGGGAUAAUAAAUUCUCUCAAAUAUUAUUCCUACAGGUGAAAUGAUACAGCUGCUAAGCGGAAAACUGCUGUAUAUGCUGCAUGGUCAUACAUACUACGAGAAGGCUCUGGUCAAGAAGCGAAAGGCCACCAGAUGGGCCUGCACCAGGGGGUCCACCUGCAAUGCAUACGUCCACCUCGACCAGCAACUAAAUAUGCUGAACAGUUCCAAAAUCAACCACAAUCACCGCCCAGCUACUUACCAUAUGAUGCCCUGCGGGAAAUAUGUCAAACUUUAGUGAACAUUUUCAUGACGGCACGGGGCAAAGAGCGGCUGAUCUACCACAACUACACGUAUUACAAGCAGCAGCGUACGCGCAGCGGAUUCAGAUGGGGCUGCACCAAGAACCGCUGGCACAAGUGUAAGGCGUACCUCCAUUUGGCAGACGAUAUGACGAUAGUCCGGUGCAAUUUGAACCACACCCACAGUGCGUUUAGCUCGACUUAAGCUGGUGAAAUAAUAUUAAUAUUGCGUUAAGCACCGCAAUACCCGGACAGCUAGUAUCCACAGCUUCAAGCUGCGACUGCAUAUCAAACUUCAGUAUUCUACGUACACACUAAGGCCCGCCAUACACGAACAGCUUGAAGCAGCUAGUAUCAACAGCUUCAAGCUGCAACUGCAUAGCAAAAACAGUAUUCUACGUAUACACAUACACGGAACCGCUCGAGCAGUUACGUAGUUUGCUAUGCAGGGUUGGAAGCAGUCGAUAUUAGCAGCUUCAAGCUGACCGUGUAUGGUGGUUCUUUUCUUGCACGGAAUUGCUCUAGCAGUUGUGACUACUUUCGAUUGGCUGGUGGUCAAGCAGUCGCCAGUCAUACACUGACUGAUCGAUCUGUCGACUGCUCUCGCGCAGUUACCUCCGCUCGCACUCGCAAUCUAUAUUCCACGUCACGCGCUUGUGAUUUGUUGUGUAUGUUCAUCACUAGCUCACUGCUCGAGCUGUCCGUGUAUGGCAGGCCCAUGAUCUGCUUUUCGUUUCUGUAUCUAGCUGUUUCGAAAUUUAUUUACGCCAAAUUUUCGAGUCACCAG